AUUAGCACUUGCAUAGCCAGUUUUAUUAGUUCAGUGAAGCUUAUUAAAAGUGCGGAUCGAAAAUAUUUAUUAGUUAAUUAGUUACAUCAAAAUAAAUUAUUUUUGCAAAAUUACAAGCUAAAUUAUUCAAUAAUAUUUUGCAUAUAAAACAAAAGAUGAAUUUACUGAAAUUGUGUUCCUUCAUUAUACCAUUAUUGGCAUUUUGCAUAAUUUCGGGCAAAUCUCGAAAAGCAGAUGACUUAAUAGAGAAUCAUUUCGAUCGUUUCCAGCAAGGUCAAGCAGCAGUGCCUGCUAGAUGGCCAGAACAAAACCAACCAAAAUCGAAUGCCGUCAACUCACUACAUGUUUCAACAGAUCGUUUUGCUCGGCCGGAACCAGUCGAUGAGCGAAUUGCCAACGUAAUCGCAAAGAAUAUUUUAAAUUUUUCUCAGCUCAUCGGCGCUCAAUUGAAUUCUUUAGAACGGAGUGAAAUUUUUUCACCACUUAGUAUUAUGUCUGCUUUAUCACUGCUUACGUUAGGCGCCAAGGGUAGAAGUUAUCAUGAAUUAAAACAAUUGAUUGGCCUUGAUAAUGACAGUGUAUUGAUGAGUAAUCCGCAAAAGUUUUAUAGAGAGUUUGCUUUAAUGCUAGCAGAAAUUCAACAUAGGUACGAAAACGAAGCUGAAGAGAGCACGCGCAAGCAGCCGAAUUGGCGCACAACAAAUAUUAAUGCUUCCCCCAUGCGUCCAACAACGAACGGACGUAAUAAGCCUGAGCAUAUUGUCAGAAUUGCAAAUGGACUUUUCAUACAAAAUAAUUAUGCCUUGAAUCCGCAUUACAAGCAAGUUGCUACAUCACUUUAUGAUUCCGAUCUAACACAAUUAGACUAUCAACACCAUCCGACAGUAUCGCGCGAUUACAUUAACGCUUGGGUGAACACGAAUACGCACGGGAAAAUAACUAAAAUUAUUAACGGAAAUAUUCCUGCAAAUACAAAUAUGUUGCUUGCUAGUGUUUUAUACUUUAAAGGUUUUUGGGAAACUUCAUUCUUUCCAAGAGCUACCACUGAAGAGAAUUUCUAUCCGGAUGGACUUGAUAAGCCACCAAUAAGGGUGCAAAUGAUGGCUACAGGUGGUAGGUUUCCCUUUUACGAUGCUAAGGAAUACGACUGCCAUAUCAUAGGCUUACCUUACAGCGGCAAUGAGACAACUAUGUACGUUAUACAGCCCAAUAAUUCGACACGUCAAAAGUUAAGAGAAAUGCAAUACUUUUUGGAUGCUGAAAAAAUCGAUAAUAUGAUAGAUAAAAUGGUACGCAAGACGACGGUAAUGGUGUUUCCGAAAAUGCAUUUCACGCAGGAUUUCAACAUGAAGAGCCUUUUGCAACGUCUGGGUGUCAAGGAUAUAUUCAAUAGCGCUACUAGUGAUCUGUCAUUAAUAGGCGAUAUAGCUCAAUACAGUCAUAAUGCACCGUCGACAAAUAAUUUGCAUACAAUACAAUCGCGAAGACCAACAGUUGGCAUUUCUUUAGAACAAGAACAUCUGGACCGUUAUAACGAGCCCGCUUUAGUGUUUAGCAACAGAAAUGGUGAAUUCGAUGAAGCUUUUACAAAUUCAGAAACUAAUACAAAAGAAACUACAAUAUUAAGCAGAAUACAGAGACAAGCUAACUAUUUAAAUCCAGAUUUCAACGCUGACGCUUUGGUGAACUUGGAAGAACAGCGCAAUAGUGCACAAAAUUAUCGCUCAGACUUAUUUGUAGAUGAAAUUAUACAUAAAGUAGAUUUGUCCGUUGACGAGCAAGGAACUGAAGCAGCUGCUGCCACUCUUACGUAUUUACAUCGUUCCGGUACAGAUGUAGUUUUUCGCGGAGAAACUCCUUUCCUUAUACUGAUACGGCACGAUCCUACCAAGGUAGUACUUUUCUACGGCAUCAUUAAUAAGCCAGAAUUAUAAACUUUUCCGACAAAUCCCGCGUUGAAAUGGAAAUGAAGUCUACGUUACGUUUACGUUAUAUGUUAAAUUAACAUUUAUUGUAAUAUGUUUUUUGUAAGUAAAUUUAGGCACUUGCGUCAUUUAUAAUUAUUAGUUUAAAAUAGCUUUUACU
Messenger RNA from Glossina fuscipes, 2085 nucleotides. It is a transcript of the gene Spn28Dc, whose product is annotated as serine protease inhibitor 28Dc. The coding region runs from base 156 to 1934 and encodes 592 amino acids. The transcript has 2 exons. The record is from RefSeq and is a predicted model, not a curated record. Gene Ontology annotation, molecular function: serine-type endopeptidase inhibitor activity. Lineage: Eukaryota; Metazoa; Arthropoda; Insecta; Diptera; Glossinidae.